AUGAAAUUUAGAUUCAAAAGAAGGAUGGCCGGAUCGAACGGUACACCUAAUAAUUCGCACUGUAAAAAGUAUAAGAGCAAAGUUAUUUUGGGUAUUAAAUGUAUUAAUUGUGAUAACUGUUUCCAUCCCAAUUGUGCAAAAAUGAAAAAUUUAAAAGUUGUUGAUGAUAAUUUGGUUAUAUAUUGUGAAAAAGUCGAUCAAAAUAUUGUGGAAAGUGAUACCGCAUUUUUUGAUGCUUUGGAAGUAUUUGCAUGCGACGAUAAUAAGGUAGAUAUUAAUUUUGUAAGGUAUAUUGUCAACCAAAAAGAUGAGUUAAUAAAAGAAAUGCGUAAUAAAAUAAAUAUUUUAAACAAACAAAUUGUUCUAUUGAAGAGAAUUCAAUCAAUUUAUCCGACAAAUUCGAAUACGGUCGAUGAGAUAAACAAAAAGUGGUCCGAUAGUGCUAAAGCACAAAAACCAAAUCAGCCUAAUUUAAUAAUUUCGAGUGUUUCAAAUACGGGUGACUCCCAAACAAAUUAUAGCAAAUUUAAAAAUAUUUCUUCACCAAGUCUGCAGGAAGUUCAAAGGGAUAAGAUGAAUACAACUAUUAAUUUAAGCACAAAUGUAUCCAAAAAAGAGGAAAUUAAAAUGGACCUUAACCGAUCGGAAGUAUCCUCAAAAAAAGAUAGUGCUAGUAUUGUUAAAAUGAAUUCAUCUGAGGCAGUUGAAAAGUGCAGUGAUGCAAAUAAUUGGAACGUCGUUAACCGACAAAGAAAAUGUAAUAUUGUUGUAGGAAAUAAUACUACCGAAAUUGUGAAAAGCGUACCUAAACAUAGUUACAAUAUUGGAAAGUAA
Molecule: messenger RNA, 834 nt
Organism: Psylliodes chrysocephalus
Lineage: Eukaryota; Metazoa; Arthropoda; Insecta; Coleoptera; Chrysomelidae
Source: the annotation of a GenBank genome assembly